CAGAAAAGUUUCCGAUUGGUUACGGUUAUUUCCGAAGUCGAAGUCUUCGCGAACGUUCCCGGCUAUUUCCGGAAGGAACAGCAGACCACGAACGGAAGAAGUAAUUUACGUUUUCCAAGCAUUCAUUCUUAUCUUGAGUACCGGUCAGUUAAACAUCCAAGAAAACUGUAUACAGUUAACAGUUACAUUACCAGUUUACUGUUCGUUAUUUAUAUUUUAAUAGCACAAAAUAGUGUUUCGUUUUUUUGUAAAGAUUUACCAGUACCGGUAUGUCUCUGCUGUGUUACAACAAAGGCUGCGGGCAACGUUUUGACCCAGACAAAAACCAAGAUGAUGGCUGUACAUACCAUCCCGGCACUCCUGUGUUUCAUGAUGCUUUGAAGGGGUGGUCCUGCUGUAAACGGCGGACAACAGACUUCUCUGACUUCUUAAGUAUUGCGGGUUGCACUAAAGGUCAGCAUAGCAAUGAAAAACCUGAGCCUGUCAAACCAGAAGUUAAAAUAUCAUCAGAUAAAAAAGAUUUGGAAGACCUGAAACCAAAAUUUAACGAGUAUAUCAUCCAGGCAGCUAAACCUAUUGAUUCAAUAAUAAGACCAAGUCCAGAUGAACCUUUUGUAAGGCUACAGCAGAAAGUAUCAUCGUCACUUAAACAGGCUUUGGAAAAAUUCAAAUUGAGUGCUGAGAAUGGGCCAGAAAAGACUGAAGAAGAAAGCGAUGAAAUAAAAGUUGGAACCUUGUGUAAAAACGGAGGCUGUUUAAAGACCUUUAUUGGGCCAGAAAGCAAUGAGGAGACAUGCUGGUUUCACCCUGGUGUUCCUAUUUUUCAUGAAGGGAUGAAGUACUAUAGCUGCUGCAAAAGAAAAACCUCAGAUUUUAACACAUUUUUGGCUCAAGAAGGCUGUACAAGUGGAAACCAUUUAUGGAGAAAAAAAGAUUCUGGGAAGAAAGUUGUUCCCUGCAGAUUUGAUUGGCAUCAGACUGGAGGUCAAGUGAUUAUUACAAUCUAUGCCAAAAACUCGAUUCCAGAGCUGAGCUAUGUGGAUGCAAAUAGCUCUGUGCUAAAUAUACAUGUAAUAUUUGAAGGCGACAAGGAAUUUGAACAGAAAAUAAGCAUGUGGGGAGUUAUUGAUGUUAGCAAGAGCCAUCUCAACAUGACAGCCACUAAGAUUGAGAUCACCAUGAAGAAAUCUGAACCAAUUACCUGGGCCCGGCUUGACCUACCACCCCCGAAAGUGGAGGAAACAAAGAAAAAUGGUGAUGCUGAUGAGGGUUGCAAAGAAGAUUAACAAACUGCCUACACAAUAUACAGGAUGUUUUAAAAGUCUGAAACCAUAGACUUACUUUUAUUGGACCUGGAAGAAAGGACUGACUUUUUUUACACAUGUGGAUGGACAGUGUUUUGAAUGUGUAAAUUACACCCUUUCUUGGUGUUUGGCCUGUGAUUCCAGACUUUGAAACACCCUGUAAUAAAAAUGUAUUCUUAGCUUGAGUGUACAGAAAUGACAGUGAUGUUUGUACUAUUACAGUGACUUAUUUUAAACCUAGAUUAUUGUCAUCAGCUUGUAAUUCUUCAUUUUCUUAAGAUACUUUGCUGAGCAUUUAAUCAGGACUUAAAACAUUUGUGCGAUGUCACCUUUUGAUUGAUUUAAUUCUACAAAUCUUACUAAAGUGUCUGUUUGGCUAAAAGUGGUGUGUGGGGCAGAUAAAUUGUUGAUUUAAUGAAUCCUCAGUGUGCUACAAAUUCACAAAAAAACUUGAUUCGAAACGAGUCAGAAAAAUUCAACAGAAAAGUGAAUACCAUUUUAUUACGCAGCAGUCAUUUCAACAGUUAGUUCAUUUAUAAUAUUACACAUUUCAGUUUAGCAUUUCAUAUUGUUUGCUAAAAGUAAUAAUUAUACAUAAACAAUGGGGGGGAAAAAACAUUUUUGUAAUUACAAAUUAUGAUAAAGCUUAUUUACAGUAUAACUUUGAACACAGUUCUGCGUUCCUAACACUGUCUUUGGAUAAAACACUCUCGACAACAAAGUAUGGUUUUAAAUAGGAUGGUACCUGUAUGUUUAUUUGUUCUGUGUUUCUUCCAGUGGGAACACGACUUCUUUUAACAAACAACUUUGUUUUAAUGUGAACCGUAUUCAGGUCUAUAAACUGGUCCUUACCUUCACACAGACAGCUAUUGUCUUUGAAACCUGCCCUUUUAUACUUUCUUGGCUUGUUCAAUUACAAACAGGUGCAUUACCUUAACUGAUUGCCAGUCAAUCUGUGUUCUUGGAUAGCUGUGGCAUUCUGGGAGAUUUUUUUUUUUUUUUUUUUUUACUAUUCAUUAACAGUAAAGAACUACAUUUUUCUUUCCAUGCACAUUUUGUAAUGCCUGCCUUCCAUUCAAGGGUAAAGACUGCAUUCUAUGCAGGAUCCUGUGUAUCUCCCUGCUACAGUUGUAUUCCCAUAUUGUACCAAAGAAGUUAAUUUCAACAUAUACACCCCCUCCCCCCCACCACUUACAUUAGAUUUCAUCUCAGAUUUUGCAUUUCUUUCCUGGCUUUAACCCUUGUUCAAACAAUCUUGCAGCCCACGUACAUACUUCUAAAACCGAUUGCUGCCAAUGAUAUUUCGGUCUUCGUCUGUUUUAGGUUUGGCAAAAUGAUCAAUAAAUUCACUCUCCGCUGCUUCACAUUGCUUUGUUUUUUGCAUUUUUAUUUUUCUAAUGCCACUUUUGUAAUUAUAAAUUAUGACAGUUUGUUUUUAUUUUUAUUUGUCAAGUUCCACUCCGAGGAACUCAUGACAACAUUCCCACAAUAUAAGAGACAAACUGUUUGAACUAACCAAAUCCAAUUACAAAACAAACAAUGCAUUAAAUCUUUUUAUUGAACAAGUAUCAAUUAGGAAGAAAUGUUUUAAGUGGCAUAAACAACUCUGAAUCGAUAAGAAAAUGAUUCAGUUUCUCGUGCCUUACAGCACUCGAAACAGUGAAUUAUUUUGACUGUUUCAACACUUGUUGUUUAUCCCUUACUUAAUGCUGAAAAUCAGCAAGAAUAGAGUCAUCCCAAUUUUACAGCAAGAUCUCUGUGGCACAUCCCCAAAAGUCUAAUUAUAUUGCAGAAGGACAGGGAUGAUUCUUAAACUUAAGUUUUUCCAUACAACAGUUAGGUCCUUAAUAGUAAUUUAGCCGCCUUAAACGGUCAUUCAUAAAACAAGCAUAAAUAACGUUAACAUUUCAACAUCACUUGUUUGCUUCUUUUGCACUUAAAUUGUAAGCAUUUUAAUUUAAAUGGAUUUAAAACUUUAUAUUAAAACAGGCUUGUGUCAAAUUCUUAUUCUACUAGCAUUGCAGAUACAUUAAUUAGUUGGACCUGAUUUGUAUCAAGCUGAGCACACAUUACACGUUUAUCAUGUGUUUUAGACGUGUUUCUACUGCCCCAAAACAACUUUCAGGCAGCAUAAUUCUCCAGGGGUUAAAAGGAAUGAAUAGCAAAAUGGUAAUGAUACAAAGCUCCAUCAAUAAGCAUUAGUUGUGUCUUGCUAGUCCUGUAAUAUAUAUUGUUGCUCUAUUUACACUUUGCAACAUUGUAUGAAUUAAUUAUGGGUAAAAUGAAAACGGUCCCCAUUUGAUUAUGCUGGGCAGUGGAAACACCUUGUGAAAAACUACACAGGUUUGGUAACAAAUCCUGCAGAAAAUCACUGCUUUCCUUGUGUGUUUAUUAUUCUGAUUUUGUUAUUCUGAGCUAAUUGGCUUACUGUAUUUAGAGCAUGGGGAAUGGUAGUGGAAUUGCAGUACUUUGUCUUCAGAUGAAGAAUCUGCAGAAACAUCCAUCUAACUGUAAAUGUAUAAUAUGACCUAGAUACACCUAUAAUAAUUUAACUUGUUUUUUAAAUAGUCUAUUCCUGCACAAUGCAUUUUUAGGGUAUUACCAGUAUAUAAUUGCUUAAAAGUACUGUUUGCCGUGCAUGUGGAAAUGUCCAGCUUUGUGCACUUUAAGACCCUGGAACAUCUGUUCCAUGCAUGUUUUUCCUUUCUAUUUCAGAUGCAUUUAUUUUUCCUACAGCUGAUAAAAUAAAGUGUAAUUAUAUUCUG
Messenger RNA from Acipenser ruthenus (sterlet), 4069 nucleotides. Its product is annotated as cysteine and histidine-rich domain-containing protein 1-like. The record is from RefSeq and is a predicted model, not a curated record. The coding region runs from base 270 to 1286 and encodes 338 amino acids. NCBI's taxonomy places the organism in Eukaryota, Metazoa, Chordata, Actinopteri, Acipenseriformes, Acipenseridae. The transcript has 11 exons.